This is a messenger RNA of Macrobrachium nipponense, 2126 nucleotides long. Its product is annotated as phenoloxidase-activating factor 3-like. Gene Ontology annotation, biological process: proteolysis. The record is from RefSeq and is a predicted model, not a curated record. Gene Ontology annotation, molecular function: serine-type endopeptidase activity. Bases 40 to 1215 code for a protein of 391 amino acids. The transcript has 8 exons. Lineage: Eukaryota; Metazoa; Arthropoda; Malacostraca; Decapoda; Palaemonidae.
UCGUGGCGACAACAUUCCAGUUUUACUCGUCUGUGCAGCAUGUACCUCGUUCUUGCUUGGAUACGCGAUCUGCAGGUCUAUGGACUUUGUUUGUGCGUGUUUGCUAGAUAUUCACAUGCUAAAACCGUACCAAGAGACUUAGCGCCCGGUGCCCCUUGUGAGAUGGGGGGAGGAGUCUUCGGUAGAUGCCAGGAAGUGCAAGCCUGCCUCCGGGAGGGGGGCGUGAUCCAAAGGGAGAGUCAGGCCACGGUGUGUCGUCCCGUCAACGGCCAAAUCAGCGUUUGCUGCAGGAACCCGAUGAAAAUAGCUGACGAAUUAUGUUCAGCUUGGUCACUAUAUUGGAAAGGAGACACUAGCUGCACCAGAGAUAACCCACUGAUUUUCGGAGGCGUAGAUGCUACACCCGGCGAGUUCCCGCAUAUAGCCAUUCUGGGCGCUCAGAGCAGACGAGGUGGAGAGAUAUCCUGGCAAUGUGGAGGGUCGCUGCUGUCCCCUCACUUCGUCUUAACAGCGGCUCACUGUGUCCUGAGGGACGACCUGGUAUACUGGAUCUCCCUGGGAGCCCACGACCUCAACUUCACUCCCAAAGAGGAACUGCCCAGGCUGAAGGGUCCCCUUCCCAAAUCCCUUUACAAAUUCGAGCUUCUUCAAAACGACGGCAUAAGGGGAGCCCCCGUGCAGCAGCGAUUUCGGGUCGUAGAGGUCAUAAGGCACCCGGGCUACCAAGAGGCCAGAAAAUACCAUGACCUGGCUCUGUUAAAACUUGAAACACCGGCAACGCUGACGAAGAGGGCGCUCCCUGCUUGUCUCCCAACGAACUCAUUAGAGGACAUCCCAGGUCAAAAAGCAACGAUAGCUGGAUGGGGAAGGAGUGGUGGAGGAUUAAGGGAAAUCACCAACGUCCUGCAGAAGGCGACAGUGCCGGUCAAAGACCUCCUGCAGUGCCAGAAAGAAAUCGCGCAGCGGGACCGAAUUGCCGCCGCCUUCGGCCUCCUGGAAGACCAGAUUUGCGCUGGAGGAGAUGGUGCAGACUCUUGCAGGGGUGACAGCGGGGGUCCUUUGAUGAAGCAAGUGCCAAGAGGCGGCUCCGUGUGCGAACAAACUGUGUUCGGAGUCGUCAGCCUCGGAAUCGCAUGCGGGACUUUCGGUAUCUACGCGAGGGUCUCCGCCUCCCUCGACUGGAUCACUGGUUACAUAGCGCCGAACGUUUCCUAGGGAUAAUCUUCUACUAUGUAGUUUAGGAAAUUCUACAGGGUUAUUUUAGGUUGCGUGAGGAAGGCUUCGAAAUGGUGCUAAGUUGUGAGAACUAUGUCUGAACUUUAUUGAUAACAUUUUAGCAUCCGAAGAAAGUGGUGUAUUUCGCUUACUCAUACGUUUACAUAGACAUACAAACACACACACACACUAUAUAUAUAUAUAUAUAUAUAUAUAUAUAUAUAUCGGCUACUUCAAAGGUUAAAAAGACACACGUUUCCUUGUUUUUUCUGUAACUGCUGACUUACGAGUAUGAAUGAGACCACAAAAUACUUCUCCAAAAAUAAGCAGAAAAGCCUAUAACCAGAUACUUCACAAUCAUGUUUGCUGAAUACCAAAGUCCUAGCGUUCCACAGCUUCUAUCUACGGGCUGCUCUAGGAGCAAGAGCUCGUGCUGGCAUAAGGCCAGCUUAAUCUCAAACAACAACAACCUUGCAUUCAACACUUUCUCGGUCUCCCCCUUCUUUUUUCCUAUGUGAUAGUGAUGGAACAAUGUAUUCAAAUCUUUAUAAAACAAAAAGAAUAUUUAAUAAAAACUAAUUUAUCGAACGAUAUUUUAUUUUUCAUAACUUGUAAAUGUUGGAAGUUACACCAAAGUCAUCCACUUUAUGUUUUCAGAAGAAUAUAUAAACGAAAUUGUUAAAUCCAUUUGUGUGCUACAAGAAUCAAUGUCUGGUAUUUGGAAGCCUCCGUGGCUCACUUGAAAACACCUUAUGGUUCUGACAGAGAACCAUGAACCCAUUCAUAAUAACUCAACUGUGUAUACGUUGUUCGUAUUCAGCAUGCAUACAUGUCAUGUCUAGAGAGAGAAAAAGUAAACAAAUAUACAAGUGUGAAUUGUUUUAAGCAUUUGUUACUGUUUUUUUUUUUAA